Messenger RNA from Harpia harpyja (harpy eagle), 1173 nucleotides. RefSeq names its product forkhead box E3 (gene FOXE3). Gene Ontology annotation, biological process: cell differentiation; anatomical structure morphogenesis; regulation of transcription by RNA polymerase II. The record is from RefSeq and is a predicted model, not a curated record. NCBI's taxonomy places the organism in Eukaryota, Metazoa, Chordata, Aves, Accipitriformes, Accipitridae. Gene Ontology annotation, molecular function: DNA-binding transcription factor activity, RNA polymerase II-specific; RNA polymerase II cis-regulatory region sequence-specific DNA binding.
AUGAACGCGGCCGGCUUCCCCUGCCUGCGAGGCAUGUGCACGCUGCCGGCGCCCAGCCCCGCCGCCGCGGCCAGCCCCGGCUCCCCCGGGCCGCCCCGGGGGUCUCCGCCCGCCGGCCAGGCGCCGCCGGUGAAGCCGGAGCCGCGGGGCGGUGGGGGCAGCCCUCCUCCCCCGCCGCCGCCCCCCACCGAGGAACCGCCGCCCCCCGCCGGGGGCCGCCGGAGGAAGCGGCCGGUGCAGCGGGGCAAACCCCCCUACUCCUACAUCGCCCUCAUCGCCAUGGCCAUCGCCAACGCCGCCGAGAGGAAGCUCACCUUGGGGGGCAUCUACAAGUUCAUCACCGAGCGCUUCCCUUUCUACCGGGAGAACCCCAAGAAGUGGCAGAACAGCAUCCGCCACAACCUCACCCUCAACGACUGCUUCGUCAAGAUCCCCCGGGAACCCGGCCACCCCGGCAAGGGCAACUACUGGACGCUGGACCCGGCCGCGGAGGACAUGUUCGACAACGGGAGCUUCCUGCGUCGGAGGAAGCGCUUCAAGCGCACCGACAUCACCACCUACCCCGGCUACAUGCAAAACUCCAGCGCCUUCACGCCCCCGCCCGCCGGCCGCCCCACGGCACCCACAGCCCCCUACCCCAACGCCCUCUGCUCGCCCGGCUACGGCCCCCAGCUCUCCAGCACCGUCUUCCACCCCUACGCGGCCGGGGCAGCACCGCCGGCGCAGCAUCCCAGGAUGUUCAGCAUCGACAGCCUCAUCAGCGGGCAGCAGGCCCUGCAGCCCUCGCCGCCCGCCGAGCUGGGCCACCCAUCGCUGGGCUUGCCCGGAGCUGAGCUGGCUCCCGCCUGCUCCGCCAGCACCUCCGAGCCUCCCUGCUUCCAGGCGCAGCCCGUCAGCCCCGGCUUGUUGGGCCGGGCCGGCCCCAACACCCUGGCUUACCCCUACGCCGCUUCGCCGCCCCACCUGCCCGUGGCACAGGGCAGCUACUCUCCCGGCAGCCCGCAGCUCUACGGGGCUCCCAACAGACUGGCUCUGCCGGCCAUGCGGCCCCCCGCCUGCGCCGAGCACGGCGAGCAGCUCCUGGGGCUCUCCGCGUCGCCGCUCGGCCAGUUCGGCUCCAGCAACACCUACAUGAGGCAGCCCAAUUUCCCCGGCCUGGAGCGGUACAUGUGA